AACUUCCACAAGAACUUUCGCAAGAACUUUCACUAGCUCUACAAGCGUCACAAAGACUUCCACAAAAACUUUCACGAGAAUCUUUACAAAGAUAUUCGCAAGAACUAUUUGUACAAAAUCCCGAUAUCAUUGCUGUCGCUUUACCACAGACCUUACCUGAAAUUCAGGAA
Molecule: messenger RNA, 170 nt
Organism: Funneliformis caledonium
Lineage: Eukaryota; Fungi; Glomeromycota; Glomeromycetes; Glomerales; Glomeraceae
Source: the annotation of a GenBank genome assembly